AGAGCUUCCAUUCAAAGAUGGCGAACGAAUUUUCUGAUGAAAAUGAUCAGAAUUUAGCUGAAGAGAACAAUGAUUUGAACGGACUAAAUGGGCAUGAUGAAGAUGAAGAAGAUGAAUCGCAGUUUGAUGAUCCUGAAGGAUUUACAGAUACCAUCAAUGAUGAGGAACUGCUUGGCGAUGUUCUUGCCAAGAGACCAGUCAAGAAGAUGGCAUUGACACACUGAUUGUUGUUGACAAUGUACCAAUUGUUGGGCAAGAUAGACUUGAAAAGCUUAAGAAUGUCAUUAAAGUGUUUUCAAAGUUGGAAAGAUUGUGAAUGAGUUCUAUCGAAGAAGAUGGAAAAACAAAGGGAUAUAUAUUCAUUGAAUAUGAAAGUGAAAAGGAGGCAUCCCAAGCCGUCAAAAUUGCCAAUGGAUACAAACUAGAUAAACAUCACAUAUUUAUUGUGAAUCCAUUCUCUUCAUUUGACAGUAUGUUGAAUUUGGAGGAAGACUGGAACCCACCUGAGAAAGAACCAUAUGUUGAUAAGGGUAAUUUACGUUCAUGGUUAUUGGAUGCAGAUUGUAAUGAUCAAUAUUCUGUUAUACAUGGCGGUGGAGAGAAAGUAGAUAUCUACCUUAAUACACCUAAUGAACCAGUCCUCGUUAAGGAAAGAGAUCGUUGGACAGAAACUUAUGUCUCAUGGUCAGCCCAAGGAACAUAUUUUGCCACCUUCCACAAACAAGGGAUUGCACUUUGGGGCGGUGAAGAAUUCAACAGGAUUGGAAAAUUCAGCCAUCAAGGUGUUCAAAUGAUCGAUUUCUCUCCCUGUGAAAGAUACAUUGUAACGUUCAGUCCGUUACCUGAUAGUCCAAAUGAUCCGCAGAGCAUAAUCAUAUGGGAUGUACGUACCGGAACGAAGAAAAGAGCAUUUCAAUGUGGUGAUUGUUCAAGAUGGCCUGUGUUUAAGUGGAGUCAUAAAGGAGAUUACUUUGCGAGAAUUCGCGAGGAGGCCAUUAGUAUUUACGAAACGCCUUCCUUUGGUUUGUUGAAGAAGAAGAGUAUUAAAGUUCCCAGUAUCAGCGAGUUUGCGUGGUCUCCGGGCGAUAACAUUAUCUCUUAUUGGUUGCCUGAAAUCAAGGACACUCCAGCUCGCGUCACUAUCAUGGGGAUUCCCGGCAGAGAAGAGUUGAGAGUGAAGAAUUUGUUCAGCGUUGCGACGUGUAAAAUGUACUGGCAAAACAAAGGGGACUAUCUUUGCGUCGUUGUUGAUCGUUACACUAAAAGCAAAAAGGCUCUCCACUACAAUAUGGAGAUAUUUCACCUUCGAGAAAAGCAGAUUCCGGUAGACACUUUAGAGUUGAAAGAAGCCGUUAAUGCUUUCGCGUGGGAACCUCACGGUGAUAAAUUUGCUGUAAUUCAUGGAGAAACUCCUAAGAUCAGCGUUAGUUUUUAUCGUUGUCAAAAAGGAGGUCGAACAACUUUACUGAAAACGUUCGAGAAGAAGCAAGUUAAUAAUAUAUUCUGGUCUCCUCGUGGACAGUUCUGCGUUCUGGCCGGACUACGUGGAAUGAACGGAGCUUUGGAGUUUUAUGAUUUGAAUGAAGUGACGCUUAUGAAUGUUGGUGAACAUUUCACAGCAACGGAUGUGGAGUGGGACCCAUCUGGUAGAUACGUGUCAACUUCCGUUAGCUGGUGGGCGCAAAAGGUAGACAAUGGCUACAACAUUUGGUCAUUUCAAGGUAAACUACUUCAGCGACAUCCCGUAAACCAGUUUUGUCAAAUGCUGUGGAGACCAAGGCCACAAACGCUGCUCUCGGAAGAGCAAGUCUCGAAAAUCAAGUUGGAAAUUAAGAAAUAUCACAAGAUGUUUGACAACAAAGACAGAAUGUCGCAAAAGAAAGCCUCAAAGGAACUAAUCGAAAAGCGACGUCGAAUGAUGCGCGAGUUUCUCGAUUAUCGCGGCCGGAAGAAACAAGAAUUUGAUGAACAGGCUGAACAAAGACAAGAUUUACGUAAAGGUUACGAAGAUAUACAGGAAGAAGUUGAUGAUUUCGAAGAGGAAAGUGUAGAAUUCUUUAUCAGGGAAGAACAAGCAAUCAUCGAGUGAUUCUUCACGGUUCCUUCGCAUCCCCACUUAUCCAAGAAUAGUCAUAGAAAUACAUUGUGAAGCUCUGAUCGACUCCGUCUUGGUUUAAGGUGACAUAGUAGCGGAAAUAUCGUGAUUAAUUUUGAGGGAUAACUUUGUGACUUAGCUACGAAGAACAUUUAAUACUAUUAAUUUGGCAAAUCUGAAUUGAUUUUCGAGUCUUCAAAAACAUACUUUUUUUCUCGAAGGUAAAUAUUGAACUCAUUGUUAAGAAUGUGUUUGUGUGAUACACAAGCGUUUUGCUUAUAUGAAACAUGGAGGACUUCAAUCAUUAUUUUAACAAUUGUAAUUUUGUGCAGAUCAUCUGUUUUAAGGUUAAUUAAAUAUUUUUUCCACCGUA
Molecule: messenger RNA, 2468 nt
Organism: Xenia sp. Carnegie-2017
Lineage: Eukaryota; Metazoa; Cnidaria; Anthozoa; Malacalcyonacea; Xeniidae
Product: eukaryotic translation initiation factor 3 subunit B-like
Exons: 20
Coding region: 317-2089 (590 amino acids)
Biological process (GO): translational initiation
Cellular component (GO): eukaryotic translation initiation factor 3 complex
Molecular function (GO): translation initiation factor binding; RNA binding; translation initiation factor activity
Source: RefSeq, a predicted model, not a curated record